AAAAACUGUAUAUGAGGGCUCAAAAGGUAUCUGUUUCAUGUAUCAGUGCAAUCGAUGUUGGAUGUAAGAUGAUCUCUAGUUUAAGGUGGCUUUCUGCUGCGGAAAAUUCAAAUGUCUACGGAUUGUUCUCUGAAAAAUGCGAAAGCGGAUUACUUGAAGCGUUACUCGAGCCAGCGGGUAGUAAGAAGAGACGAAAGGCCGUUAACGAUGUCACAGUUAAAUAUAUAUCAGGGGACCUUCCGGAAACGCUUGAUGCUUUCUAUAAAUCAGAUCCUGACAGUUUCGAAUUCCCGGCUAAUCACCCUUCUAUGGUUGAGCCGUUACCAACAGUUGUUCGACAAACAACCUUGCUGAAAAAUGAAAAAUCAAAGCAAGCAGAUAAAUCCAAGAAGGAAGCCGAAUUGGAAGCUAGAUACGAUGUAUGGAAUAAAGGCAUCAAAACUUUAGAGGAAACAUAUAAUAAACUGAAAGAACAAGAAUAUGAAAGUUCAAAACCUUUGGCACGAUAUGCUGAUGAUAAAGAUCUGACUGAACAUCUCAAAUCACAAAUACACACUGAAGAUCCCAUGGCUCAGUAUUUCGCCCAGAAAUCAUUAAAAAAAAAGAAGAAAAAGAAGGACAGCAAGAAAAGCACAAGAGUUCAGCUGGUUCUAGUGCCUCCCACUCAUCGGAAACAGAUGACAGUGAUAAUGGUGAAGAGGAAGAUAGUCGACCACAUUACAAAGGACCUGAACCUCCUCCAAAUCGUUAUGGAAUCCAACCUGGUUAUAGAUGGGAUGGAGUAGAUCGUAGUAAUGGCUUCGAAAAGAAGAUUGUUGAAGAUCAAACACGACGUCGUGUAGAACGUGAAAUAGCCCAACGAUGGGCAAUGGAAGAUAUGUAAUAGAAAACCUUAUCAAUUCCUCUUAUUUAUCUACUACAUGUAAAGACUUUUCUUAUUGCGUUAUUUACGCGCAAAUGUACAAAUGUAAAUUGAUGACUAUAUUUUCUUCAUUCUUUCA
Molecule: messenger RNA, 1001 nt
Organism: Heterobilharzia americana
Lineage: Eukaryota; Metazoa; Platyhelminthes; Trematoda; Strigeidida; Schistosomatidae
Source: the annotation of a GenBank genome assembly